GUGGAAAAGAUGUCCAUGAAAGUUGCAGCAAGAUUGAUUAAAUACAUUUUGCCCUAUGCUCGCCUCAAUUCGCUACGAAGUUGUGGUACGAUAAUCUUUAUCAAUUGGUCGGGGAUCUUCAUCGUUGCCCGUGAUUAAAGAUAAGACAUUUUCUGCAUAUUAAAGUUUUGCCGUGCGUAUGAAAGGACAAUUCAUGCAGGUGGUUCCGUAAAAAUGUGUCAUUUAGAAUGUAUUCACAUAUUGCGUCUUCGAAAAAUCGUAUUUAGGAGCGCCAAGUUUCCCUGUAAUUAAAAUGUAAUUUAUAUUUCUAUUUAUAUUGCGGCAAUGGUGGAAGUAGUAAAAUCAUCUGCACAGCUGGAACUCGAAGCAAUUCGCAGUGCAACUAGUCGUCUUGACCCAGAAGAUCAUGAAAUCAAUAUCGAGGCUAUAAAGUCACACCAAUUUUCUAUCAAUGAAGUUGGAGAAGACUUCACCCUUUUUCAAAAAAAAAUUAUUCUUGCAAAGCUUAAUUAUGAUAAAUUGGAAUCACUUGACGACCUUCCUAUGGGGGCUAUUUUUAUCAUUGAAAAGAUUCAAAAUCUUUCAUUGGAGGAGUCCAUUAAAAUUCUUGAAGAAACUUUAGUUGCACACGAAGACGAUUCAAAUUUUCCAACCGAGGAUUUUGAAUUUAUUGAGCAUCUUCUCUCUAACAAGAGUAGCAGAGAAGGUUCGAAUGAUGGAUCUUCGGAGGAUGAGAAGAAUCCCAGUGAGAAGAAGAUUGAUAGGUCGUACUACACUGAGGAUUUCUCAUCAGAAGAUGGAUCGAUUGAUAUUUUCAAAAUUAUUGAUUGGGAAUUGCAAGUUAGACUUGAAGCUGCCGUCAUUGCAUACCACUCCCCUUAUCCUGAAGUAAGAGCCGUUACUGAUCCAUUCGAUGACCCUAACAUGCCCUGUGAAACCUUAAGAGCGUACGUAAUUGCCUUGAUUUGGACAGUAAUCGGAUCUUUUAUCAAUGAAUUCUUUGCUCAUAGACAACCUUCCAUCAGUCUUAGUAGUUCUGUUGUGCAAUUGUUCUUAUAUCCUAGUGGGCUCCUUUGGGAAUAUAUCGUUCCAAAUUGGUCAAUCCCUAUUACCAAGACAUUUUCUAUUCCAUUAAAUCCUGGUCCCUGGAAUAUUAAGGAGCAACAAUUUGCCUCAAUCUUUUAUCUGGUUUCUGCUGUCUCUCCAUAUGUUGACUCAAAUAUCUAUAUUCAAAAAUUAGCCGUGUUUUAUAACAAUACCUGGGUUUCUUUCGGAUACCAAGUUUUGCUUAUUUUGUCUACUCAAUUUAUUGGGUUUGGACUUGCUGGUAUUUUAAGAAAGUUCACAAUUUAUCCCGUGAAAGCACUUUGGCCAACAGUUUUGCCUUCUUUGGCUCUUAAUAGAGCACUUUUGGUUCCAGAGAGAAAAGAAUCUAUUAAUGGAUGGAAGAUAUCGAGGUACAACUUCUUUUUUAUCGUUACUGCUAGUUCAUUUCUAUAUUUCUGGUUACCAAAUUAUUUGUUUGCAGCUUUGUCGACAUUUAAUUGGCUCACAUGGAUAGCACCAGAUAAUUUUGUUUUGGCAGCCAUUACAGGGUCUGAAACGGGAUUAGGGAUUAAUCCUAUCCCUUCUUUUGAUUGGAAUAUUUUGAACUUCAACUCCUGCUUAACAAUUCCGUUCUAUUCGCAAGCAAAUCAAUAUGUUGGGCUGAUAAUUGGUGCAAUUAUUAUUAUUGGCCUUUACUGGUCUAACAAUAUGUGGACAGCGUACCUUCCUAUCAAUUCAAAUUAUUUGUUUGAUAACACUGGGAAUUAUUAUUCGACUAGUAGCGUGAUUGGUGCAAAUAAUGAACUUGAUGAAGCUUUAUAUCAACAAGUUGGCCCGCCAUACUUCACUGCGGCAAACUUGAUGAUAUAUGGCGCAUUUUUCGCCAUUUACUUAUUUGGAUUCUUCUAUCAAGUUAUUAUAGAUUGGGCUAAUGUUAAGGAAGGAAUGAAAAAUAUUUAUCAAGGGUUGAAAAAUUGGAGAAGGCCCCUGUACACCAACUAUACUGAUCCACACUCAAGAAUGAUGAGUAAGUACAAGGAAGUUCCAGAUUGGGCAUAUUUGGUUGUGUUACUUAUUUCAUUUAUUCUUGCAAUUCUCUGUGUCGAGUUGUAUCCUACACAAACUCCAGUUUGGGGUAUUGUCUUCGUGAUCGCUUUGAACUUCAUUUUCUUAAUUCCUAUCACCUCCAUCUCUUCGAUUACGGGAUUUUCGUAUGGUCUUAAUGUUUUGUCCGAAAUUUUAAUUGGUUAUAUGCUUCCAGGAAAAUACAUUCCAUUGAUCACACUUAAAGCUUUUGGUUACAACACUGAUGGACAGGCACUUACUUUUAUCUCCGACUUGAAAACAUCCCAUUAUGCUAAAGUUCCUCCAAGGGCCAUUUUCAGGGGUCAAUUAUUAUCUGCAUUUGUUUCUGCAUUUAUCACUUUAGCAGUCAUCAAUUAUCAAUUAGGUAGCAUUAAAGGAAUAUGUACUCCAGAUCAGAAGCAGAAGUUUACUUGUCCGGGAGAUGUGACAUACUACUCAGCAAGUAUUGAAUUUGGUCUUAUUGGACCAAGGAGAGUUUUUGAUCAGGUAUACCCUAUUCUUAAGUGGUGUUUCUUGAUUGGUUUCUUGUUACUUAUUCCAGCAAUUGCAUUCCAAAAACUUGCUCCACGUAGAUUUACGAAGCAUUUCCAACCUACAGCAGUUAUCGGAGGUAUGAUGAUAUACGCACCUUAUAAUUUGAGUUAUUACACGGGUGGAAUGUAUCUCUCUUUUACGUUCAUGCAUUACAUAAGAAGAAAGUAUUUGACAUGGUGGGAAAAGUAUAACUAUGUUCUUUCAAGUGGAUUAGAUGCUGGGGUAGCAUUUUCAGCUAUAAUUAUUUUCUUCGCAGUUCAAUAUCAUGCAAAGGAUGUCAAUUGGUGGGGAAAUACCGUCAGUUAUGGCGGGGUAGAAGGCGGUUCAGGUCAGCAAUCUUUAUUGAAUGUCACCAAUACCGAACAAGGCUAUUUUGGUCUCAAAUGGGGUACAUUCUCUUAAUUUAAUAAUUCUUGUUUUUCGAGUUUGUGGACAUAUAUGUAAUCUUAAUAUGAUACAAUAAAUUGUUUAGUAUUUUUUGCUCUUUAUCUUAUUUGAAAGCUUUUUAAUUGUAACAAAUUAGUCUUUCUUCUCUCACUAUUGUAUAUAAUCUCCUCAAUAGCGAGGUGUUUUCUCUAGGCAGGAUUUGUAGUCUUACUAAAAAUUUACAUUGUCACAAGUACUGUAAUUCAGCUAUUACUCUUCCGGUUUAUUUCUUUAAUCGUGAGAAGCAAGUAUGGGCGUCGACCAACAGAUCUUGGUAGUGAAAGAAAAUCAUUAGUCAAGGUGUUGAUUUGGAGAUUAUUUAAAGGACAUAACCAUACUUUUGUACAUGUAUAAAAUUGGUACUGUUUGAGUGUACAUAAAAAAUAAAAU
Messenger RNA from [Candida] anglica, 3483 nucleotides. The record is from the annotation of a GenBank genome assembly. Lineage: Eukaryota; Fungi; Ascomycota; Pichiomycetes; Serinales; Debaryomycetaceae.